Messenger RNA from Ziziphus jujuba (common jujube), 2192 nucleotides. RefSeq lists its product as uncharacterized. Lineage: Eukaryota; Viridiplantae; Streptophyta; Magnoliopsida; Rosales; Rhamnaceae. The record is from RefSeq and is a predicted model, not a curated record. The transcript has 6 exons. The coding region runs from base 135 to 1817 and encodes 560 amino acids.
GUUUUGUUUCACAACUUAUUUUAUCAAUAAAAAUUUUCCCCUUCGACCCAAAAAAAAAAAAAAAAAAACAAAAUCCCACGCGAAAGCCAAAGUACCUAGCAUACCGAUCCUUCCCACCAUUUCUUUGAUUGGCGAUGUUUAGCGGGCUCGGGAUCGGGGCCUCUGUCGCUUCUUACCUCGGUGAGAAAGGGAGAAGAGAGGAUUGUGAGAAAAACCUAAGCGAUUGUAAGGAAAAACUAAGCGAUUGUGAGAACAGAAAUAGUUACUUGCAACUUGAGAAGCAAAGGUGUGAGAUAGAAAAGGCAAAUUGUAAAGAGAGAGUGAAAAGAUUGGAAUCUGCAAAGGAAAAAAGCAAUGUGUUUCUGCUAAAACUCUCGAUAUCGCUCCGUUUGGUGAAGGAGACAUUGAUUAGGAUCACCUAUGACUUUGCUGAUAAAGAAAAGGUUGAAAUUUAUACAAAAGAGAAAGAUGAGUUGGGUGUAGAAUUGGAAUUGGAAGAAGAAUUAAAGGCGUUUUCAAAGGAGUUAAUGGCGGUCACAAACAUUAUGAAAGUGGCUGAAUUAAAAGUGUAUGAAUAUAAAGAAUCAAGGAAGAAGGAAAAGAUCAAAUUGGAGAACAGUGUGGUGAGUUUGACAGAAGAGAAGAAAAAUAUAAAUAGUUUGCUUAAGAUUACUUUGGUGGAGAUGGAGGCUGCAGAGAAGAGCUUGAGUAGGUUUAAUGAGAACAUCGAGCAGAAAAGGGCGGCCAUUUUGCAGAUUGUGGAAAGUGGGUUGCAGAGCGUUGGGUUUGGGAGUGGUGAGAAUUCAUUGGAGAGUUCAGGAACUAAGGUGGAUACUUCUGCUGAUAGUAGUGAGCGUGAAGAGGAGGUUGUAAGCCUGGCAUCAACCGUGGAGAGGAUAAUGAAGAAUUUAAAUCUUAAAAUCACUCAAUUGAGGAGAUCUUUGGAAGAAUCUAGGUCAAAUAAUGAGCACCUACAGAGUCUUACAAAGAAACAAGCUCAAGAUAUUGUUGAAAACAUGCUAUAUAUCAAGGAGUUGGAAAAUAGAGAGAGGAUGUUGGCUCAAAAUGUUGAGGGACUCAUGGUGAAAAUAAAAGAAGCUGAAGCAGAGGUCGUUAGAUGGAGGGAAGCUUGUGAAUUAGAAAUUGAAUCUGGGAAACAUGAGAUUGAACAACGUGACACAGUGGUUGCCAUUCUCACCCAAGAACUAAAGAAAACAAAGACUGAUUUGGACAUAUCAAAUCGCAAAUUAAAUCAAAACGAAGAACUUGCAGCUGCUGCCCAGGCAACAGCAGAGAAGUCCCUGCAACUGGCUGACAGCACAGCUGCAAGACUCCACGAGCGGGUAGAAGAGCUGUCAAAACAAUUAGAAGAAGCAGAGAGCCGAUACCGGAACAGAUACAAGCUCAGAAACAUAUGUUGGCCAUGGCGAACACUCAAACUGAGUACUGCUACUAUGAACAAUAUAGUGAAGAAUGUAAAAAGGAUGCUGUCAAGAUGCAAGAAGGAUGCUGUCAAACUAAAUUCUGCUACUAUGAACAAUAAAGUGAAGAAUGUAAGAAGGAUGCUGUCAAACCGCAAGCCUUGGAAAGCACUCAAACUGAAUACUGCUACUAUGAACAAUAGAGUGAAGAAUGUAAAAAGGAUGCUGUCAAGAUGCAAGAAGGAUGCUGUCAAACUAAAUUCUGCUACUAUGAACAAUAAAGUGAAGAAUGUAAGAAGGAUGCUGUCAAACCGCAAGCCUUGGAGAGCACUCAAACUGAAUACUGCUACUAUGAACAAUAGAGUGAAGAAUGUAAAAAGGAUGCUGUCAAACUAAAUUCUGCUACUAUGAACAAUAAAGUGAAGAAUGUAAGAAGGAUGCUGUCAAACCGCAAGCCUUGGAGAGCACUCAAACUGAAUACUGCUACUAUGAACAAUAGAGUGAAGAAUGUAAAAAGGAUGCUGUCAAACUAAAUUCUGCUACUAUGAACAAUAAAGUGAAGAAUGUAAGAAGGAUGCUGUCAAACCGCAAGCCUUGGAGAGCACUCAAACUGAAUACUGCUACUAUAAACAAUAGGGUGAAGAAUGUAAAAAGGAUGCUGUCAAAAUGCAAGAAGGAUGCUGUCAAACUGAGUACUGCUACUAUGAACAAUACAAUGAAGAAUGUAAGAAGGAUGCUGUCAAAAUGCAAGACUUGCUCCAUUAAUGUCUG